AUGGAAAGAAGGAAGACGACAGCAGAAAGCUUUGGUUUUGGUAUUGCUUUGUCUUCAAGAUUCAAGUGCGGAGAGGAAUCUGAGAGAAACCAGACCAUUACCAAUUUCUUCAAACCAGUUUUAAACCAAGACCUUAGCCAUAAAGACAGAACUGUGUUGUGCUCACCAGACAGAGGAAAUGUAAAAGAUGCAGGAAUCAGACUUUCAGUUUUAUGUGCUGAACGUUUUGAAAAGAAAAUAUCUUCUCCAAAGAAGGUCCGAAGAAGAAAGAUGCCAGACCAAACACCAAACACAAGUCCUGUGGUAGAUGCCUUUCAGAGAGGAAUUAAAAAGAAAAAGGACAGUGUAAACAUUUUAGAGAAUGGCAGAGCAUGCAAGGCGCUGGAUUCAUUGUAUCCAAAAGUUGUGAUUCAAAAACUCCUUGUUACUGCAGGGUCUCACAGCUGUUUCUUGGCCAAAAAGGAUAAAACUGUUAAGUCGGAACAGGGAAGAAAUGAGAAGUGUCUGGGUGUAACAAGAGCACCAUUGUCUUGUGGAAAUAGUUGGGAACAGAAAACUGACUCUAUGGAUCUAGAAGACAGUAGUUCAGACUCUGACAGAUGGGUUUCACUGUCAGAAGCUGAUACUCAAAAAGCCCGCGCUAGAAAUAAUGGCACUGGGAACAACACGUCUCUGUGCCAAAACCCAGGUCUUCCCAUGAAAUUGCCCUGCACUCCAACUGAGUCUAAAUCUAGGUUGUCACUGGAACCUCUCUGCAGAGAAAGAAAGCAGAAGAAACAUAGAAUGAAACAAUCUAAGCCACAUCCUGUAAAGCCAUUCUCAGGAGCAGGUGUAUCACAUCAGGAUGAGAUUCUUGGUGCUGCCUUUUUCAGAUAUGACCUGCCUCAACCAAAGCCGAAGCAGGUUUCAAAACAUGAGGCAUCUUCUCCAAAUGCACUGAGAUCAUCAUCUGAGAUGGCUGCUGAUAGGUGGAAAAGCCAGUCUGUUCCUUCAUGCUGCCUUAGAUCCAAGAUGUCUUCUGAGCGAUCCAAACAAAUAGACUUUCCUGGGAAAAGAAAACAUACUGCCAUGAAUGUGGAUGCAGAUAGUUCAAAUCAAUCUGAAGUAUCAAGUUUGAAUGACCCUGCUUUUAGCAGAUCAUCUGCAAAAUGCAAAAAUAGGAGAUCUGACUUUGUAAAAAAUAUCCUUUUAAAGUCUACUUGUGGUGAUGUUCUGCAACUAAUGGAGGCUGCUCCUCUACCUGGACAUGAUUCUGCUCUUCCAGAGGAAUACCUCAAUUCAAGUGAUGAAAAUGAGAAAAAUAAUUGCUCCUCUGUAGGUUUGUCAUCUUCAUAUUCUGCACACAGUCCUGGUAAAAUUAACCACAUUUCUGUUGUGGAUACCAAAGAAAAUCAAUUGCAGGUGGCUAACUCACGCUUUUUCUUGGAAAAGUCCCUUCCUUUUUCUCAGGAAAAAAGUACUGUAUUGCCUUCUCUUCACCACUUAACACAAUCAAAAGGUGUGAAGUCUCAUCUCCAGAAUGCUGCCCUAUCUCAGGUAUUGGACGCUAAGAAAGAGCAAGUUGGGAAAAGACCAGAAAGACGUGCACAUGAUAAAGCUUACAGUAUUCAAUCCAGCAACAGUUUUUCAAAAACAAAAGACAAGACUUCAAAAAAUGCUUCUGGUUCUUGUUCAGUGGAAGGUUCUGGGAAACCUGCACUCUCAGAAGAGACUGGUAAAACUGUUCCCUGUUCAUUGCCUUUUAAAGAAGGGUGCAUGGACAGCAGCCAUGUAUCUUCACAACUCUCAGGAGAGUUAAAAGUUGAAAGCAUUGAUACAGACAAGCGCAAGCUGAAAGGAAAAUCAAGAAGCAGCUUUGAUAGCGAAGAUGAGAGUUUGAAAUGCAGUCUAGAUGAUGAUGAUGAUGAUGAAGUAUUCGUGCCACUGCAAGAAAUUCUCUGUUCAAAUCCCAAGCCACAGGCAGGAACCCUGGAAGAAUCUUGUCUUGACAGUUUUUCUCAGGACACCAUGACUUCAUUACUGAAGCUUCAUCUUUCUAAGCCUCCUGUUGUUAGCCAGGUGUCAUAUGUAAACAGCUUAGAACAUCUCUUGAAGGAGAAAGAAGAAUCUAAAAGGGUAGAUGAACUAGAAAAGCGGUUACAGGAAGACAUACAAGGCAGGGAGACUGAUUCUUCAGAUGACGAUGAGGAGAAUGGCAGUGGAGAGGAAGAUCUCUCAGAAGAACACAGGGCGUUUAUAAAGAGAUUUUCAGUAGUAGCUCAUGCCAUACCUGACUACCACCCUGGAGAAGAUAUAUUUGAUUUAACAACCUCUGGGAAAAUCUUCAAUCAGUAUAACCUUGACUUGAGGAAUUUUCACUUCGUCCCUCAAAAUCCUAUAGAAAAGCUCCUUCUUAGUUCUGGUGCGACACAGCAGCUUUCUUUAGCUAUUAAUCAUUUUCUAAGUUCUGCUUACAGUUGUAUCUUGUGUCCCAUACCAAUUCUAAAGUGGCUUUUCCAGAUGAUGUCUGUUCAUCCUGACUAUUGUGUUUCCACACAGAUUUUAGACAGAUUGAUGGAGAUAACACUAAAAAAUGGUGAGCAUUUGAAGGAUGGAAAACUGACCACCUGAAUGAAAGCAUUUCCCGUGUGUUAAGU
Molecule: messenger RNA, 2636 nt
Organism: Cariama cristata (Red-legged seriema)
Lineage: Eukaryota; Metazoa; Chordata; Aves; Cariamiformes; Cariamidae
Product: protein FAM178A-like
Exons: 10
Coding region: 1-2610 (869 amino acids)
Biological process (GO): DNA damage response; positive regulation of double-strand break repair; protein localization to site of double-strand break
Cellular component (GO): nucleus; site of double-strand break
Source: RefSeq, a predicted model, not a curated record